AAUUGUCCCGCGAGUUUUUGUUUUUCACUUGAAAUAUGUGAUCCCAAGCUGCGUCUUGUUUCUUCGGUCACACAUUAAUUCUGUGAGAAUCAUCCCAACUUUCUUACUCAAUUGAAGCCGCUGUUAUUGAAAGAAAAUGUCCGCUGACAACGACGAGACUCGGCAGAGGUUGAAGGCAGCAGUCCAUUAUGCGGUGGGUCGCAUGUGUCAGAGGACAGGGGAGGACCACCGGAAGGAGUUCGACCGACAAGUCAUCGCAGCGAUAGCCGAGACGACGUUCAGACAAUGCGAUAUAUUUGCUAAGGACCUGGAGGCCUUUGCCAGGCAUGCUAAACGAAGCACGGUGACUUCAGAAGACGUAAAGCUCGUAGCCCGUCGUAGUACUGCACUGUCCAUCUACAUACAAAAUAAAACUGAAGAAUUGAACCAGGAGCAGAGGGAUUUGAAAAAGAAGAAUACUGGGAAGAGGAAGAGCAGAGACACGGAGGAGAGCAGAGAAUAAGGACAAGACACAGGCAGAAGACCUGCAGCGCCUCGCUUGUGCCCAACAUUCAAAUAAACAUUAAAGCUGACUAAUACAUGACAAGUUAAGUGUCAA
Molecule: messenger RNA, 598 nt
Organism: Pseudoliparis swirei
Lineage: Eukaryota; Metazoa; Chordata; Actinopteri; Perciformes; Liparidae
Gene: cenps
Product: centromere protein S
Exons: 5
Coding region: 137-502 (121 amino acids)
Biological process (GO): resolution of meiotic recombination intermediates; replication fork processing
Cellular component (GO): FANCM-MHF complex; Fanconi anaemia nuclear complex
Molecular function (GO): protein heterodimerization activity; chromatin binding
Source: RefSeq, a predicted model, not a curated record